UAAUGGUAGAAGCACCAACACUAUUUACCAAUCCAAUAAAGACUUUAUAUUUGUUUACUAUAGUCCUAUUUAAUUAUGCAAAAGAUGCAAUUAAAUAUUUAAGUAAAUUUUGGCACAUUAUUGGAUUUUUGACUUUAAUAAUCAUAGCACCUAGAUUUGUGGAAGGAGAACAUUCAGAAGUAUAAUCUAAAUAUAAAUGUUGUUUAGUUGGUAAGAUAGGGUGAUGAGAUUGCAUAUUUUAUGUUAUAUUGGCUUGUAUUGGGAAUUAUGUCAUCUGUGGGUUUAGGAACUGGUUUACAUACAUUCGUAUUGUAUUUGGGUCCUCACAUUGCUAAAACAACAAUUUAAGCAUAUGAAUGCAAUGCAUUACCUUUAUUUGUGCCAUCUAAGUAUGCCACAUAAUAUGUGGAAUGUCCAAAAGAAGCAACAGGAAUUACAAUAUUUGAUAUUAUAAAGUAGGUAUACUUUGAGACUGUUCUUUUUGGAAUUGGUACAGCAAUAGGUGAAUUACCACCUUAUUUUGUUGCUAGAGCUGCUGCUUUAGCCAAUAAGAAAUUAGAAGAAUUAGAAGAAGUCUUAGAAAAGAAAGAUGAAAGUAAUUGUCUCAUUUUAUCUAUCAUUUUAGAUUCUUUUAUGUAAAGAAUGAAGUUGCUCAUUUAUAAUAAAUUAUAGAAAAAUGCAUUCCUAACUGUUAUGUUGUGUGCAUCUAUUCCAAAUCCCUUAUUCGAUUUAGCAGGUAUUACAUGUGGUCAUUUUCUGAUUUCUUUCUGGACUUUCUUUGGAGCCACUGUCUUGGGUAAGGCAUUCAUCAAAAUGCACAUUCAGGUAUGUAUAAUUUUGACAUGCUCUCAUAGUUGCCAAUGACUGUGUUUGUCUUCUCAUAAGAACCAGUCAAGGCUUUACUCAACUUGAUCCAAAAAUAUAUUCCCUUUAUAUAUUAAUUUUUAAGUGAUUUACUUGAUAAGUAAAGAAAAUAACUAAGAGAUCCUUCUCUUUUCAAAGAAGGUACUAAACCAUUGUUAGCUUAAUUAUGGGAUUAUUUCAUUAUUCUAAUGAUAGGAUUCUUUAUGAUUUCCAUUGUUAAUAGUUUGGUAGCUCAAUAUGUAACUGAGUAAGAGUAAGAGAAAAAGAAGAGCAAACAACAUCAUCAUCAUAGUAAUAAACAUCAUACAGGUGAUCACAAGACCAGUAAAAAAGCAAAAAGCUCUUGAA
Molecule: messenger RNA, 1212 nt
Organism: Paramecium pentaurelia
Lineage: Eukaryota; Ciliophora; Oligohymenophorea; Peniculida; Parameciidae
Source: the annotation of a GenBank genome assembly